This is a messenger RNA of Prorocentrum cordatum, 1321 nucleotides long. Lineage: Eukaryota; Dinophyceae; Prorocentrales; Prorocentraceae. The record is from the annotation of a GenBank genome assembly.
GACCACGGAGUGGAUCUUCAAGCCGAGCGACGGCAGGCCCAUCGAGAUCCUGUCGCAGCCCGACUUCGAGUCGGACCUCUCGGGCACCAUGCUGGAGCCGGGCGACAGGCUGAAGAUAUCCGAAGUGCUGGAACACGACGGCGACAUCCUCUUCCUGAAGCUUGCGGACGGCCGGGGGUGGUGCGUGGACCGCGAAAUCGGCCACGAGAUGUGCUACGAACUCGAUCAGGAGGUGGACGAGCUGUGGAAGUACUCGCCGGCCAACGGGAAGCCCAUAGUCCUCCGCGACGGGCCCCACAUCGACGGGCCGAAGACAGGCAACAAGCUGAACCCCGAGGAGAAGUUCAAGGUGUGCGAGAUAAAGGCCGGCCAGCACAACGUCCUCUUCCUGAAGGUCGCGGGCGACAGGGGGUGGGUGUUCGACGAGAAGCCCGACCAGCACGGCGAGACGCCAGACGGGAUCAUGUGCAAGAGGAUACUGGACGAGCUGUGGACGUAUGAGCCGGAAAACGGGAAGCCCAUCUCGAUCCGCAAGGGUCCCGAACUCAACGGAGCGAAGACAAGCUUCCUCAUGUAUCCGAACGAGAUGUUCAGAGUUGAAGAGGUGGAGGCGGGCGAGGGCGACGACGUGGGCGUCCUGUUCCUGAAGCUCGCGGACGGCCGAGGGUGGCUGCUCGACCGGCACCCCGAGCAGGGCCAGCUGUGCCGCAGGGCCACCCUGGAGCCCGGGUCCGUGGUCACCACGAAGGAUUCCGAGGGGAACAGGAUCCGCCUGCAGACCGUGGAGGAGUUCAAGGUCGGCGCCAAGGUGCAGAUCCAAAGCGGCAAGGCCGACGGGGGGGGGGGUCGGCGGAGAUCGUGGCGAACCAGAACGAGCUCGUCCUGAAGCAGAAGCUGAAGCACAAGCACCCCGUUGGCGCCAGCGUCAAACUGCAGUGACAUCCCGGCUGCAUCUUGGCCUCCAGGUCGACCCAUCGAAGAUCGGGGAGUUCAAGGUUCCGACCUGAUCAUCUGCUCUGCUGUUGUCCUCUCUCGCAUCCCGUUGAAGGCGGGGAUGUGAUCUCAGGAGGAGCGUUCGAGUUAGGAUUGCAUGGCCGGUGUCGUGUCUCACCCUCCUCCAAAGCGUCCAGUGCAGGACUGACGCUAGCUCUUUCUCCGCUCAUCCACAGGCAUCCGACCUGCGUAGGUGCAUGGAUAUGACCAGGCGGGUUAUGUCAGCUUCGUAUUUUUUGUUUCUGUUAGGUUCACGUCGUUUAGUUGUUUGUCAAAGCAGAUAUUGUAGAGCUGCUUGUACCCUGCGAGCGACUACUGAAGACCAGGG